This is a messenger RNA of Petromyzon marinus (sea lamprey), 1469 nucleotides long. The record is from RefSeq and is a predicted model, not a curated record. NCBI's taxonomy places the organism in Eukaryota, Metazoa, Chordata, Hyperoartia, Petromyzontiformes, Petromyzontidae.
AUGGCGGCUGGGAAUUUACGUGUUCCAAUAAAGCAGGAGACGCCGUGCGAGUUCGCCCACCAGAUCGUGCACACGUUCAGACCCGCGUCCCCGCUACCUGCCACCACGUACGGCGGCAGCAGGGCCUCCCCGUCGCCGCCUCAGCCGAUGGCGUUCUCCGUCUCCCGCGGCGUCGUCUCGCCCCAGCCGCUCGUCGUCCCCGCGAGGCUCUCGUCAUCUCCUUCCGAGCUGAUCACCAUCUCCGCCCGUCUCUCCCCCCCCGGCCGGUCGUCCGCUUUCUCCUCCGCUGCCGGCGUGCCGUCGCCCCGGUCGUGCUCCCCCUCCGCCUCGGGCGGCGGCGGCGGCGGCGGCGGCGGCGGCGGCAUCUUCUCCCCGCUCCGCGGAGUCGCCCACGCCGCCCCGGCGAACGUCGCGGCAUUCGGCCCCGCGGGCCAGCAGCAAGCAUUCGCCACCGACGUCCCCGACCGGGCCUCCCGCCUGUCCUUCGGGCCGGAUUGCGGCGCCCAGCCUCCGACCCUGCUCGUGGGCCAGCCCGCCCGGUGGCCCGAGGGCGGGGGCCUCCGCCGUCCCGUCGCCAUCUCCGGAGCCGCUCCGCCCUCCGCGGGCCGGGCCGACGCCUCGCGCUCCUACCGGAUGGCGCAGCCGACGCCGCCGCUGCCGCCGAGCGGACACCGGUCGGGCCUCGACGCGUCGGGGCAGCGGACGCCGUCCGCCUACGGGGCGAUGCCGGCGUCCGGCGGAGCAGAGGUCGCGGGGUCAAAGGGCUCGCCCGGCGAGAGGCCGCCAUUUGGGCCGGCGGGAGGGCGGGGGGCGACCUGCGGCGUGCCGUUUGGAGAGGCGCCCGCGUGGAACCCGGCGGCGGUGAAGGAGGAACCCCCGGACGGAGACGUGUUUGGCAUAAAGGAGUUCAGCAUGCUGGAGGAUGUUUCAGAGAUAAUACGAAGAGAUCUUAAUGACCUCCCGGCAUCUUAAGAGUACAAGAAACAAGUGUCCGAGCGUGCAUUUUCUCCAACGCUGAAAGUAUGCCAGUGGGAUCCCUGAAAAUAGUGAGCGAAUUCAAGGGUGCAACUGCCCUGAUAUAACCUGGUUAUUAACAAAACUCCAUUAUUUCCACGAAGACCACGUCUAUCAAACCUGCACAUUGAAAUGCCAUUCAUAUUGUCUAUUAUAUUAUAAGAUAAACAAAAAAAAUCGAUAUACGAUAGAAAGGUUAAAUAUCUCUAUCUGAAGCCACCGAAAGUGACAAGCCGUUCAUGUUUUGUUUGGACACGGUUGAGAGUCGAGAUGGAGAGAAACCAGGGCUUCUCUUUGUCGGGUCUCUAGUGAGGUACUUGCUUGGGACGCUACUAAAACUAAACUAUGUUUAUUUUAGCAGCUAAGGCACACUGAACUCUGCAGCUCUUUUUUUCAGAAGCGUCCUGGCCACAAAUGUUACCUCAACGAAGUGGCUUAUCGUGUGGAAAUUUAUC